Petromyzon marinus (sea lamprey) is the source of this 4691-nucleotide messenger RNA. NCBI's taxonomy places the organism in Eukaryota, Metazoa, Chordata, Hyperoartia, Petromyzontiformes, Petromyzontidae. The record is from RefSeq and is a predicted model, not a curated record.
UAUAGUGUAGUGUAUAGUAUUGUAUAGUGUAGUGUAUAGUGUAGUGUAUAGUGUAGUACAGCACACCGGCGUGUUAUCGGGUGGCGGCGGGGGACACGUAUAUUUGCACGAUCUAACGCAAAACAAACCGGUGUGACGGACGAUAUUGGUCGCGAAAGCCUACUGCCUCAUUCGACCUCCUUUGCCAGUACCAAAAUAUAAUAAUAGGGGUUUUCCCCUUUUUCCCUGGCAAGGACAAUGCAUCAUAUAUUAUCAUAGUAUGUUUUUUGUUUGCAUUUUGACUGCAGGUAUUGUGGUUAAUGCAGCAACGGGAAUCCUUGUAAACAAAAGUUUCAGAUUUGUUGCCAUAAAAAAAGGUGGAAAAACCCCUAUUAUUAUUAUCGCCUACUGCCUGUUAAACUGUUGAGUUUUUUCGUUCACCGAGACGGAACGUGACGAGGGACUUGACCAGGGGUGGGCAAAUUUUUUGACUCGCGGGCCACAAUGGGUUCUAAAAUUUGACAGAGGGGCCGGGCCAGUAACGGAUGGACGGAGUGUUUGUGUGAACUAAGUAUAAAUGACGUGUUAAAAAAUCAUUACGCGAGAGGAUUUGGCCUUUAACAGGCGGCAAAGCAUUUAUACGCAAGGCAAUUUAACGAAUUGCACGAAUGUGAACGAUACAGAAAAACACGCCGUAACUCCCGGUCGAAGUGCGCCAUCUAAUGGGGAAAUGGGGGCACUACAGGAGAAAGGUAAAAUUUAAUUUAUUUAUAAUAAUUAUUAUAUUUGGACAGGUUCGGCGGGCCGGAUCAAAAAACCCAACGGGGGCCGCACUUUGCCCACGUCUGGUCUUGACCGAUUUGCUGCGCGCUUGUUGCACAGCGCGCGUCUGCCGGGAGCAGGGCCCAUGGAGCAAGAGAUGGCGAUGGCGCCCCCUGCCCUCCCCCCUGCUCCCGCCCUCCCGCUCGCGGGGCCCCUCCCCCAGCUCCCCCCGCCGCCCUCCCUCCACCCGGCCGCUACCGCCCCCGACGACGAACCCUCGCCGCACCUCCUCCCUCCUCGUCCGCCGCCUCCGCCGCCUCCGCCGCCUCCGCACAAGAUGCACCGUUGCGACCACUGCGCCUACAGCACGCGGCGCAAGGGCCACCUGGACAUCCACGUGCGCACGCACACGGGCGAGCGUCCGCACCCGUGCGGCGAGUGCGGCAAGGCGUUCACGCAGCUCGGCGACCUGCAGAAGCACCGGCGGACGCACACGGGCGAGCGCCCGUACGCGUGCACCGUGUGCGACAAGCGCUUCUCGCAGAUGGAGCACCUGCUGACGCACCACCGCACGCACACGGACGAGAAGCCCUACAAGUGCCCGCAGUGCGAGAAGGCGUUCACCAUCUACGGCAACCUCCAGCGGCACAUCAAGGCGCACUCGGGCGAAAAGCCCCACCGCUGCCCGACGUGCGGCAAGGCGUUCACCGUGCUCGGCAGCCUCCAGCGGCACCAGACGACGCACACGGGCGAGCGGCCGCACAAGUGCGCCGCGUGCGGCAAGGCGUUCGCGCAGUCGGGCGACCUGCAGCGCCACGUGCGCACGCACACGGGCGAGAAGCUGUACGUGUGCGCGGCGUGCGGCCGGGACUUCACGCAGCUGGGCACGCUGCAGAGCCACCAGCGGACGCACACAGGCGAGAAGCCCUACAAAUGCCUCGCGUGCGGCAAGGCGUUCACCAACUCGUCCAACCUGCGGCAGCACGAGCGGACGCACGUCAAGCAGCAGCAGCAGCUGCUCGAGCAGCAGCAGCAGCAGCAGCUGCAGGAGCAGCAGCGGCGGCAGCAGCAGCAGCUGCAGGAGCAGCAGCGGCGGCAGCAGCAGCAGAGGAAGCGGCGGCGGUCGCAGCAGAAGGCAAACGACGCGGAGGCGCCUCGGGCGCUGUUGCCCGCCAGCCCCGAGCUCAAGUCGGAAGCCGUCGACGACGACGACGACGACGACGGAGGGGCCAGCGAGGAGAGGAGCGACGAGGAGGGCAGCGGCGACGAGGAGGGCAGCGGCGACGAGGAGGGCAGCGGCGACGAGGAGAGGAGCGACGGGGAGUUGAGCGACGGGGAGAGCGACGACGGGGCAUACGCGGGACGCCGACGGCAGAGCGUCGAGCUCGACGACGAAAACGCCGACGACGACGACAACGCCGACGACGAUGACGACGAUGGCGGCGACACUGUCGCCGCCAUCGUCGUGCCCAAGGUGGAGCCCGCGGAGGAGACGACCGCGGAGCCGGGCGCCAAGCCCAACAUCAAACUCAACAUCAAACUCCGCAUCAAGCCGCGGGCGGCCGCCGCCAUCGCCGCCGCCGCCGCCGAGCCCGCGGCGGCCGUGGGAGCGGGCGGCAGACGCGGGGCCAAGCGUAAGGCCAAGCUCAAGGCCGAGUUCGGCGCGGAGCAGCGUGGCCCCGAACUCGAAGCGGACGGUACGCGGGACGGCCCCAGCGUCAGCCCGAAGGAGGCACAGCGGCAGAGCGCGUGGUCUAAUCCCCAUCCAUCCCACGCUCCCCCCUACCCACCGGCGGUCGUCAUGGAGCAGCAGCCGCCGCCGCCGGCGCCGCCGCGGGUUAAAUCCCACCGCUGCCCGCAGUGCCCAUACAGCACGGACCACCGCAGCCACCUGGACAUCCACGCGCGCUCGCACACGGGCGAGCGGCCGUACGCCUGCGGCGACUGCGGCCGCGCCUUCACCGUCUCGUCGAGCCUCAAGGCCCACCGGCGGACGCACACGGGCGAGCGGCCGCACGCCUGCGCCGACUGCGGCCGCGCCUUCACGCAGCUGGGCGCCCUGAGGCGGCACGCGCGCACCCACACGGGCGAGCGGGCGUACGUGUGCACCGUGUGCGAGAGGGCCUUCGCCCAGCAAGAGCACCUGCUCAACCACCAGCGGACGCACACGGAGGAGCGGCCGCACGCGUGCGCCCAGUGCGGCCGGGCGUUCGCCGAGCACGGCAACCUGCGGCGUCACGUGCGGGCGCACUCCGGCGAGAGGCCCCACGAGUGCCCCGCCUGCGGCAAGACGUUCACGGUGCUCGGCAGCCUCCAGCGGCACCAGCUGACCAGGCACGCGGUGACGGGCGACAAGCCGGCGGCGGUGACGGCGGCGACGGCGCCACCGUGCGGGGUCGGCGCCCGGGAGGAGGCCGCGGGGGGCCCUCCUCCGCGGGCGCCAAGGGCGGCCCCCCGCGACGGCCCGUGGGGGUGCGGCAAGGAGCUCGCACCGCGGGGGGCGGUGGGCCUGCGGGGGGGGCCUCCGGCAAGCGGCCCGGACGGCGACUGAGCCGGCGUGCCGGCCCCUCCGGCGUUUCUUUUCAUUUCAUGUACGAGGAGGUGUAGCCCUGUGAGCCUCAUGCGGCUCUUGACUCGGGUGCAACCGCAACAAAACAAAAACAUGAACAAGGAAACAUCUUAAAGUGACUACGCGCAAACAGCGAAAUCCAGGAAAAAACGGCACAAGUCUUGCAGAAAAGGCACCGCACUUCAACGCUGUGUGCAAAAUUCCCAGUGGGGUGCGAGUCAAACAAUAACAACCAUAAGCCAAUUUAGAUUAAAGUUAUCAGCCUAUCUCUGUCCUACAACAAGCAAACAAACGUGGCCAAACCAAAACGUUUUCAAAUCACCAAAACGAAGCUAUAAAAACAAUGUGACGGUGAUCAUAGGAACUGUGAUUCAAAUUUAACAAUAAACGACAUACACAUGAACACGUACUACCGAACUUUGCAGCCAUAGCUUGCAGCAUGAGUCGAUCCAUAACAGCAGGAGUAUCAGUCGGAGUAUCAACAUUUUCAAUACACCUUUAAAGAUCAGCACGCUAUCAUUCAAAACUCAAGAUCAUACUUUUGCAGCGGUCAAACCGGAGCGAUGCGUUUGAUUUCAGGACACUCUGAACAGCAGUGGCAGCUCGGGGUGUACAGCUCCUCUAGAGCAGUUUUGAGUGAACAUCUCACAGGCGGUGAUCCAGGUACCCUUGCUGAUCUGUGUUGUAAGUACUUCGUGGUUGAUUGGCGAUGGCGUUCCAGACUCUGGGGGCAUCAACAGCAAAGGACCCCUUCCUCCAGUAUUUUGUAUGGCAAUAAUGAAUGUGAAGCUGGUAAAUGAGCGAAGAUCUUAAGUCGCAUUGGUUCUUGGAAACGGGUGAGGAGGAUCCAGCACAGGUGGAGCCUGCUGAUCUGUGUCGUAAGUACUUCGUGGUUUAUUGGCGAUAGCGUUCCAGACCCUGGGCCGGGGCACGAGCCGACGUGCCCGGCGCCCCGCGGCGUCUUCGUCCGCCCGCUUGCACACCUCCCGAUAAGCGCGGUUGGCUACGUUCGGCGCCGGCGAUGGUAACCGUCGCCACGGCCGUUGAGGUUUCGGCGAACAGUCUGCGGUGGGGGGGGGGGACGGUGAAUUGGCGGCACGCCGAGUCUGCCGAAGCGCCCCCCCCCAACCCCCACUAUUCCCGUGGGCGUCGAGGAGGAGCGCCGUACCUCCCCGUCUGUCUGUCUUACAUCUGUGGGAUCGAGCGUCUCCCACCCCUCGCCUCUCGCGUGCGUGGGAGGAUUUGGAGCUGCCUCACUGCUCGUCUGUGGUUCCUCCUCCUGGCACCUCUUGAGUCGUCCUCUCACUCUUGAGUCGUCCUCUCCCACUCCGAGUCGAUCUCUCUCACUCUCUGAGUCGUCCUCUCUCUGAGUCAUCCUCUC